AUGGUCCUUUGAGAAGACUCGAUGUGGCAGAGAUGCAAAGAGCAAGACGUGUUCGAGAGGAAAGCAGAAACUUGUGGCUUAGGCAUUUAGAGGUGCAAUCAAAGGUGGAAUAAGGUGAAGGAGAGAUGGACAGAACAGAGCCUCUGGUUUAAUACAGAGGCAAAUAAAGAGCAAAAAUAAUGAAAAUGUAAUAAAGAAAAACUAAAAAUCAGAAGAUCAGCAAGAAGAGAGCAAAAAAAAAUUUUUUGGAUCAAUCAAGGAAAUGAUGUUUAACAGGCUGUGUGAUUAGCAUUUAGAAAAGCUCAGGAAAAAGAGUGCCUUCAAAAGAAAGAAUAAAGCCUGUUGAUGUGAAGAGAGAAGAAAGAAAACAGAAAGAAAAAGAGAUGCCCAGCCGUCAGCAGUGAGAGAAGAAAUCCAGAGAGAAGUGGAGAGGUAGGACGUAACGUGAAGGCUGCAAGAAGUAAAGAGCAACGCUGGAAAUGUGACGGAUAGAGAAGCAGGAGAGAAGAGCUGAGAAAAAGAAAAAAAACAGGAGACGAGGUUGAAUUGAAGUCUGCGAGGAGAGAGGAGAGGAGUGAGGCGUAGAGAAAGUAAAGCACAGAAGGAUUUCACAUUUGAAAAGAGAAACACAUGCAAAGUAGCACAAAAGAAGCUGGUUGAUAAAGAAGAAGCGAUAGGAGAAAGAAUACAGGACGGGGACAGAACAGCUGAGAGAGAAAUUAGAGAGAUCCUCAGCGGCAGCAGUCAGAAGACUUGCUGAGAAGACACGACAAGUAGCUGUAGAAAGAAAAGCAUGGAAGCUUGUAGAAGGAGAGGAGCGACAGAGAGAGGGGAGGUGAUCAGUGUAAGGAGAGACAUGAUAGAACUGUAGAAAGAAAAAAGGAGGACAGGGGUGUCAUGAGUGAAGAAGAAGAAAUGCAGGAUAAAAACGACACACCACCAAAAUCACACAGCAGCCUGAACAAGGCUCAUCCGGUGCUGAAGGCAUUUAUGUGUGGUUCUCUCAGUGGAACAUGCUCCACUUUACUCUUCCAGCCCCUCGAUCUGGUGAAAACUCGACUGCAGACUUUACAGAACAGCGUCCGUCCCGGUUCUCCGAAGGUUGGGAUGCUGCGUGUGUUCGUCACAGUGGUUCGUACAGAGAAACUCUUGGGGCUGUGGAAGGGAGUUUCACCGUCCUUUAUGCGCUGUAUACCAGGUGUAGGGAUUUAUUUCAGCACCUUUUACUCCCUGAAGCAGCAUUUCUUUGAGCUGAAGGCACCGGGGGCGUUUGAGUCUGUGCUGUUGGGCGCGGCAGCACGCUGCGUGGCUGGAGUCACCAUGCUGCCCUUUACUGUCAUCAAAACUCGCUUUGAGAGUGGACACUAUAAAUAUUUGAGUGUAUGGGGGGCGUUGAGAAGUGUGUGUGAGACAGAGGGCCCCAGAGCUCUGUAUUCGGGUCUCACAGCUACACUGCUCAGAGACGCCCCAUUCUCCGGCAUCUACGUGAUGAUCUACAGCCAGAGCAAGCGGGCACUGCCACAUGAGCUCAGCUCGUCAGGUUUGGCUCCUCUGUUGAAUUUCAGCUGUGGUGUUUUUGCGGGGAUUUUGGCAUCUCUGGUAACGCAGCCGGCCGACGUGGUGAAAACACACAUGCAGGUGAAUCCAACAUGUUACAGCCGAACCAGAGAUGCAGUACGCUUCAUUUAUACUGAACAUGGUGUUGGUGGGUUUUUUCGUGGUGCAGUUCCACGUUCUUUAAGGAGAACUCUGAUGGCGGCGAUGGCCUGGACUGUGUAUGAACAGCUGAUGGCACGCAUGGGUCUCAAAUCCUGAUCUCUCUUUCACACACACACACACACACACACACACACACACACACGGUACAUUGAUAUGAACACCAAACACUCCUACACUCCUACACAUACACGUAAACACACUAAACACUCCUACAUACACACUCCCUCACACACACACACACACACACACACACACGGUACAUUGAUAUGAACACCAAACACUCCUACACUCCUACACACACACGUAAACACACUAAACACUCCCUCACACACACACACACACACACACAACAAGCACUUAGCUCUGACAAUCAGACCUUUGAUAUUGAGCCAAUAAUUCCAUUCCCACCGAUAAAAUUAGACCAGAAACUGUUACAUUAUUAGCCAUCAAACACUCACACUCAUCUAUCAUUCUCACCUGAAGGGGAAACUGUAGUAGUUAAUCCACUUACUGCAUUUUUAAAAGGGGAGAGGAAGCAGGAGUAGCUGAAGUGAAGCUCAGUUCAACAAAAGAUGACUUGAAAUCAAGCACUCCCAUAUCAUUAUGGUUUUAUUUUUUCCUGGAUUUUUCCCUUUUAUCUCCCAAUUUAGUCAUUUCUGAUUUCCAGUUGUGAAUCUGAUGCUGCUUGCACAACCACCAAUCUGAUCAGCGAGCGCUGGAUCACCACACGCCCUCUUCGACACUUGUCCAAUCUGCAGGCGCUUCUUAUCACCUGCCAGAGUUGAAUUCACACACAGAGCCGUAUCGUGUAAAGAGAGCCAUGCUAAGCUUCAUGUGACUCACCCCACCCCCUAUAUUUGUACUGACCAGUCCCUGAUAUCGGAUAUUGCAACGGGAUCAGGAAAAGACCCAGUCCGACCCGCUGCCAGUUGUGUUGUUGGACGCCAGGUCAGUGGCUCUGCCGAGAUUCCUGCUCAUAAGUUCCAACACUGCAGUUUGCUGAGUUUUUCUUUUUGUUUUGUUAUUUUUUUGGAGAAGUGUGUAAAUCAUUCAGUCACCAAAAUCACUGACUUUUCAAGACUGAUAAAAUACAGGGGUGUAAAAACUUUUGACUUUAAUUGCUUAUGUUAAUGUUACCUAAUAUUUUAUGACUACCAUUUGUUUUCAGUAUGAACACUUUAAAGUGUUUAACCAGAAGUUAUCAGUCCACCUGAAUUCUCCCACGUGAUGUGCAUGUGUUCAUUAAAAUUGAAAGACUACAUUUUCCUUAAGUCUUUGUGUUUUACAUUGUAUUGGUGCCUCAGAGUUAUUUAAAAAGCAAAUUUAUCAUUUUACUUUAGUCAAAACACUGAAAAAUGCAUUUGUUAUUAGCGUGUUUAAAUGCUGUUAUAAAUAAGCUGAAUGUGGCUUUUGAGAAUGUUGAAUGGUGUGUGAUGGUACAUUGGUGUAUCAUGUAUGAGAGUGAAAGUGCAUGAUGGUGGGUGACGAUGAAUGAUUGUGUGAAAUGGUGAAUGAUGAUGGAUGAGGGUCUGUGAUGGCGUACUGUGUAUAAAAUUGUGUCAAUAUGGUGUAUAUUGUGUAAUUUCGGAUUUAGUCUGGCUUAGCUUGUAAAUGCACUUUAAUUAAGAAUGAUCGAACCUCUGUUCACACUAACACUGAUGGGCGUUCUCUGUUUUGGUGCCGUGCUCGGUGGAGAUCUCCUUUCGUGAUGGAGGUGUUCUUUAAUGUUUUAUUUUAGAUUCUUUGUGCUCAGAUGAAUGAUGUGCCUCGUUUGUUUAAAUGUCAAUAAACAUUUUUUAUGAACAA
Molecule: messenger RNA, 3525 nt
Organism: Trichomycterus rosablanca
Lineage: Eukaryota; Metazoa; Chordata; Actinopteri; Siluriformes; Trichomycteridae
Gene: slc25a38b
Product: solute carrier family 25 member 38b
Exons: 7
Coding region: 898-1815 (305 amino acids)
Biological process (GO): glycine import into mitochondrion
Cellular component (GO): mitochondrion; mitochondrial inner membrane
Molecular function (GO): glycine transmembrane transporter activity
Source: RefSeq, a predicted model, not a curated record